AAGUCUAUAUAAAGACGUGAGAUGUGUCAAUAGACGUUAGACAUGAAUUUGAUUGUAUUCCUAACUGUUUGCGUGCUAGCUGUCAGUGCGCUGCCCCUUGAGGAGCAAACAACGCGCAUCCAUGGCGAGAAUGGCUGGUACGUGCCACAGCUGGGCGCUGAAUCCAAAUGGAUGAGCCUGGAGGAGGCUGAAGGUCUACUGGAGGCAUAUGAAAGCCUCAAUACUAUGGAGAUCGCUCAGCGUUUGUCCCUGAACGCGGUUAGCUUCUACCUGUACACGCAACGUAAUCCGACGGAGGGACAGCUCAUCCAGGCCACCAAGGCAUCCAUUGAUGCAUCCAAUUUUGAUGCCGCCAAUCCGACUAGAUUCACCAUACACGGCUGGAACUCCAAUUACCAGGACGGUGUCAACAGUGGCGUGCGCAAUGCCUGGUUCCUGUCCGGCGACUAUAAUAUGAUUGCUGUAGACUGGGCACGUGGUCGCUCGCUGGAGUAUGCCUCCUCCGUGGCAGCGGUGGCGGGAGCGGGCGAAAAAAUUGCUCGCCUGGUGGACUUUUUGGUCAUCGAGUACGGCAUGUCCUUGGAAACGCUCGAGGUGGUGGGCUUCAGCCUGGGUGCACAUGUGGCCGGCUUUACCGCCAAACAGGUGACCACUGGCAGCGUGCAAAAGGUGGUGGGUCUGGACCCCGCCUCGCCCCUGUUCAGCUACGACAAGCCAGAGAAGCGUUUGUCCAGCAACGAUGCGUAUUACGUGGAGACCAUUCAGACCAAUGGAGGCACACUGGGCUUCAACAAGCCCAUCGGACGCGCUGCCUUCUAUCCGAAUGGCGGUAAAUCCCAGCCAGGCUGUGGAAUCGAUUUAACCGGCAGCUGCGCCCACACACGCGCUGUGUCGUACUACGUCGAAUCACUGCGAAUGAACAACUUUCCAACCAUCAAGUGCUCGUCCUAUCAGCAGGCUCAUAAUAAGGAUUGCGGCAGCACCUACAGCACCGUGAAGAUGGGUGCUAGCGAAAAUGAACUUAUUGCCGUGGGCGACUUCUAUGUGCCCGUUAACAAGCAAUCGCCAUAUGGAUUGGGUGACUCCGGUGUUGAGGACACAACAACGACACUGCAGCCCACGACAAUUGUUGUGGAGACAACAACAAAUACGCCCAGCGAGGUGAUAAGCGACAGCACCAGUGCCGCUACCCCUCCGGGAAUCGAAACGACACCGACACCUGCUCCCGAGGGAGACAAAGACAACGGACGCAAGACGAACAUUUAUAUCCUGAAUUUAAUAUUCGUCAAUUCCACAAUAAACAUGUAAGAGGACUAAUCGACCCAGGAAUGGGCAGAGGCAAAGUCUUCUAAAUUCAUCAAUAAAGCGAGCAUGAAAUCGAA
Molecule: messenger RNA, 1382 nt
Organism: Drosophila navojoa
Lineage: Eukaryota; Metazoa; Arthropoda; Insecta; Diptera; Drosophilidae
Product: pancreatic lipase-related protein 2
Biological process (GO): lipid catabolic process
Molecular function (GO): lipase activity; serine hydrolase activity
Source: RefSeq, a predicted model, not a curated record